AUGGUCAGCAGUGGAGCUCAGGCAUCGCCGCCACCAAAGGGCAUUUACUGCCCAGUUCCAACCUUUUUCGCGAAAAAAGGCAGCUCAAACUACGACCCAGUAUCACCUCCGCUCGAUCUCGAGACACAGAGUGAACACUCGCUUUUCUUGGCAAGAGGUGGCAUCAAGGGUUUGGUCAUUCUGGGCAGCACCGGCGAGGCGAUCUUUGUUCGCAACUCUGAGCGGCAUGAAUUGAUCAAGAGCCAGAGGAAGACUUUGGACGAUGCCGGCUUUAAGGACAGACCCAUUAUUGCGGGCACUGCGACACAAAACAUAGAUGACACAAUUGAGAUGAUCAAGGACAGCCAGGCAGCAGGUGCUGAAUAUGCGAUGGUACUCGGUCCGGCAUACUUUGCUCCAGCAACAGGUCAAGCAGGUCUUCAGAAGUGGUUUGAGGUAGUGGCAGAUCGAUCACCAAUUCCUAUCCUAAUUUACCACUACCCCGGCGUGACGAAUGGCCUCUACAUUGCACCAUCCACAUUCGAGAAGCUGGCAGCGCACCCGAACAUUGUUGGCACAAAGCUCUCGCACGGCAUCAUCGAUGACCAGACAUUGAUCGCUUCAUCGCCCAACAUCGACCACGAGCACUUCUACACAUUCACCGGUCUUGGUCAGAACUUGCUUCCAGUGUUGACAAUUGGUGGUGUCGCCGCCAUUGAUGGUCUGUCCGGCUGCUUUCCAAGAGUGGUCGUCAGACUCUUCCGCAUGUUCAAUGACAGCUCAGCCAAGGGCACAACCAAACAGGAUAUCAACCAGAUGCGCGAGUUGCAAUUCAGGAUAUGCAAAGGCGAGAAGCUCAUUGCUGCCUGGGGUCCGGUUGGGAUGAAGGAAGCUAUUGGCAGACUCUGGGGCAUGGGCGAUCCCAAGGGCAACCGUCUACCUCUCGCCGGAGGCUUCCAGGAUGGCGAGAAGGAAUGGGCCAAGUGGGAUAAGACUUUCCAGGGCCUCAAGGAAUUGGAGCAGAAGUUCGAGUCGGAGGAGAAGUGA
Messenger RNA from Fulvia fulva, 1026 nucleotides. RefSeq names its product L-threo-3-deoxy-hexylosonate aldolase. The transcript has 2 exons. Bases 1 to 1026 code for a protein of 341 amino acids. Lineage: Eukaryota; Fungi; Ascomycota; Dothideomycetes; Mycosphaerellales; Mycosphaerellaceae. The record is from RefSeq and is a predicted model, not a curated record. Gene Ontology annotation, molecular function: 4-hydroxy-tetrahydrodipicolinate synthase activity.